AUGGAGGCAACGUCCCCCCGGCCGGGGCUGCUGCUGGCCGCGCUCUGCCUGCUGGCUUCCCACGGAGGGCCGGCAGCUUUCCUCAUCACCACCCCAUACUCACUCUGCGUCUGCCCCGAGGGCCAGAAUGUCACCCUGACCUGCCGCAUCAGCGGUCCCCUUGCCGACCGCCAUGACCUCCUCUACAAAACCUGGUACUUCAGCAGCAAUGGCGACCAGAGCUGCUCCGAGAAGAAGCACAUCCGCAACGUCACUGAGAAGGAGCUGCACCAUCAGCUGAGCAGGCACCACGAGACACCAGGCAAUGGCACGCAAAAAUCCCCCCUUAGGGGGCAAGCCAGCCAUCACGGGGUAGAAUUUGUCCCUGACCACCAUGGUGCUUUCCACAUCGUGGUGAUGAACCUGACGCUGCAGGACAGUGGGAAUUACUGCUGCUAUGCUGUGGAUGCCAGGCAGGAGCACGGCAAGCCCCACACCAUGCAGGUUGCUCAUGGCUUUGUGGAGCUACAGAUCCAGCAAGGCAGAGGAGGGCUUCAAAACUGCACGUUUCAUACCCCCAACAGCAAAGAUAUCACGGCUGCCGCACACGCCGGCAUCGUGGGCAUCCUCUGCCUGCCCCUCAUCCUGCUCCUCAUUUACAAGCAGAGACAAGCAGUCAGCAGCAGACGUGCCCAUGAGCUCGUCAGGAUGGAGAGCAGCACCCAAGGCAUCGAAAACCCCGUCUUCGAGGCGGUCCCCUCGGUUAGUGCGGAGCCGCGGCCCCGUUCCCAGCUCUCCUUCAUGGCCAGCCGCCUGCCCUCCGAGUCCGGCCGGCUCCUCCUCUCUGACCCCUUGUCCCCUCCCGGCCCCGGGGACUCCUUCUUCCCCACGCUGGAUCCUGUUCCAGACUCACCAAAUUCCUUGAAAGCCUAA
Molecule: messenger RNA, 912 nt
Organism: Pterocles gutturalis (yellow-throated sandgrouse)
Lineage: Eukaryota; Metazoa; Chordata; Aves; Pterocliformes; Pteroclidae
Gene: VSIR
Product: chromosome unknown open reading frame, human C10orf54
Biological process (GO): negative regulation of CD4-positive, alpha-beta T cell proliferation; positive regulation of regulatory T cell differentiation; regulation of immune response
Cellular component (GO): plasma membrane
Source: RefSeq, a predicted model, not a curated record